UUAAGUAUGAGAUUAGCAUUGAAUUUGUAACCCACGACCAGUUUUCAUACCAAUCGUCCUGCCUUCAAUUAGUCGCUUCAAUCCUCCCCUCCGUUUCCAUCCCACCCUUGUUAAGCUAUGGUCCAUGAUCAGAAAGAGAGAAAGAGAGCGACAAAUCGGAAGCGAUUGGAAGAAAGAUCGAUUUAGAAGCAGGCCCGACCAGAAGCUAGGGUUUUAAGUAUUCCAUUCAGGUACAUAGAUGGCUGAGUAUAGCUAAAGGGUUGAACUGCAUGGGAAAUCAAAGGUAAGGGAUGAUUAACAGAUCCUCAACUGGUCAAGUUUUUGAUGAUGGCUGUGGAAACUAUGAUCGGCUUUGUUCUCUUCGUUCUUCCUUUCAUGGGCAGGUUCUGAAGAAUGGAGUUGAAGUGAAGCUGCAAAGGAAUGCUUUGAGUAUUCUUGAACCACCAACAGGUCAUGAAGAAGAUGAUGAAUACGAAUUUGAUAUUUCAAGCAGUGGCUCGGAUGUUAACGAGUUUUCCACCCCUAAUGAGUUCAGCAAACUAAACAACCCAAAAGUUCGAUAUGCAAGCUGGCUUCCUGAAAUAUACUCCGCGUCUUUGAAGAUAGAGUCUCGACUUCCUUUUGUAAAAAGGAUGUUGUGGUAUUCAAAGUGGUUGAUAUCCAUGUGGAUUAGCGUUACGAUGUAUAUAAUGGAGUUGUUAUUCACACUUCUAUAUUGCCGGUCCAUAUUUCCAUGGGAACAAUCUUUGGGUCGUGAUUUAGGUUCUUCAAAUGACGGUGUAACUCACAACAAGCCGAACGCUUCAAGCUACCUGCACUUGGAGAUUCUGAUACGAUUGAUCAUCUUUUGUUCAUGGUAUGCAUUCAAACUCUUGCUCUACCACCUAUAAUCUUGAUGAUUAAAAAUGAAAAAAAAGUGUACUUCAUGUGGUUUUUGUAUUUUAAGAUUCAUUUGUGUUAUGUAUAUAUGGGAUAAUCAAGAUUUGAAAUUUUUAGCUUUUAGCUGCACUUGGAUAGUCACAUAUGAUCAUCCAUGUAUCAUAUGCAUCUUGUAUCAUUUCCAAUAUGUAUGAUGACACAAAACCAACGAUAAUAAUAAA
Messenger RNA from Helianthus annuus (common sunflower), 1100 nucleotides. RefSeq lists its product as uncharacterized. The coding region runs from base 291 to 890 and encodes 199 amino acids. Gene Ontology annotation, biological process: lipid storage; lipid droplet organization. Gene Ontology annotation, cellular component: endoplasmic reticulum membrane. The record is from RefSeq and is a predicted model, not a curated record. Lineage: Eukaryota; Viridiplantae; Streptophyta; Magnoliopsida; Asterales; Asteraceae. The transcript has 5 exons.